UUUUUAAGACACUGGAGAUUUACAGAGCUCGUUUCAAGAUAAAACAUCUUUAUGCAGAGAAAAAAAAGCCGACGUAAUGGAACUUUUCUUCCCUCAAAUUUCAGUGUUUGUUCUGUAAUGGUCCAUGAGGGGAUGUAUGAGUCACUCAGGGUCUCUCUCUGCAGGGUGCUCCCACCGCUGACGAGAAGCCGUUUCCCCUUGUGUCAGCCACCUCGGUGGAAUUUCUGAGUGCAUGUAAAGCAGCGGGCCUGCACAGGCACUGGCUGCUAUCUCACAAAAUGUUUGCUGGAAUCUGAGACAUGUUUGUCGUGUUUGUAGGGCAACCUUGGUGACAUGGUCAUUGGAACAGUGAGCUGAUCCACGUGUUUAUCUACGUGUUGAUAGCAGGCUGGCCUUGUGAGAGAGAGCUCUUAUAUACAGGAGCUCUUUCAGCACUUUACAGAACCAAAGUAGAGACUCUCUGCAUAGUGGGAGUUUUUCACCACUCAGAAAACAGUUUAAACAUUUUUCCUUCCUUUUUUUUGUCCUACAGACGAAAGUGACCACUUCAGUAAGCAAGAUGCUACCUGCAACUUUUAAGCUGUGCGCUGGCAUCUCCUAUCGGCACAUGAGAAACAUGACAGGUUUAAGAAAGAAUGCCAUGGUGGCCAUUCAUCACGAGCUCAAUAGACUGGCAGGUCCAGGACCCAGUAACUGGAUCAGCCAAGUUCGGCGUCGAAGCUCCCUUCUGAGUUCUCGCAUUGAGGAGGAGGGGUUCAGUGAGCAGGAAAUGUCUUAUGUGAAGCAAGGUGAAGAUGCACUGCAGAAGGCUAUCAGCAUCCUCAGUGAGCAGGACGGCUGGACGGUUGAAACUGUAGCUCCGAAUGGAGAUAAGGUCCUGAGUAAGGUACUGCCUGACAUCGGGAAGGUGUUCAAGCUGGAAGUCGUCAUGGAGCAACACCCUGACAGCCUCUAUGAAGAGCUGGUGGGAAACAUGGAGCAAAUGGGGGAGUGGAAUCCCAAUGUAAAGGAGGUCAAAAUUCUCCAAAAGAUUGGCCGGGACACCAUGAUUACCCAUGAGGUGUCUGCAGAGACACCGGGGAAUGUGGUGGGGCCGAGAGACUUUGUGAACGUCCGCUGUACCCGACGUCGGGGCUCCACCUGCUUCCUGGCUGGGAUGUCCACUCAGCAUCCAAAAAUGCCAGAGCAGAAGGGCAUCAUUAGAGCUGAAAAUGGGCCUACCUGCAUUGUGAUGAAACCGUGUUCUGAUCACCCAGACAAGACCAAGUUUACGUGGUUACUAAGUUUAGAUCUAAAGGGCUGGAUCCCAAAGACAAUCGUAAACAAAGUGCUCUCUCAGACGCAGGUGGACUUCGCCAACUACCUCAGGCACCGGAUGGCAGAUAAUGUUUCUGCAGAGAUGGCUCCUGCUUGCUGACACAAGAUGCCACUCGAGCUUUGCUCCAGAGCUCUCAGCAGUUACAGAACUAAUGAAAUCUUCACUAAAGUCAGCAUAUAACUACUGAAAAAUCGGAAAAUCCAGACUGUUGCUUAGAACCAAAACAGAUCAUUCUUCUUCUUUUGCUGCACAAAAUCUAUGCACCACAAUGUUGUGCAAAAACCCGCAUUAUUCCUGAAAAACCUUGUGACCAUUAAGCACUCCUUUGGACAAGACCGAAGAAAAGAAAUGUUUCCUUGUAAGUAGUUUAAAUGUAUCAUUUAAGUAUAUUUAUAGCAAAAUGAAAACAAAAAAGGAGUACCAAUAUCUCCUCAUCACAAACAGUCCAUUGGACUUUAAACAAGAGAGAACCAACAAUAGAAAAAACUAACAUUGCACUUUUGGUCUUUUUUAUGUAAUAAAGCAUACAUGAGACCUAUGAAACCCCUUGAAGUACAAGUAUUUCAAAGAAUGAGACAGCUCUGAAUGUAUAUGUUUUAAAAAGAACUAUAUUAAAGGCAUCUUCAAUAAAACCUGAAGUGAGUUGA
This is a messenger RNA of Oryzias melastigma (Indian medaka), 1965 nucleotides long. It is a transcript of the gene star, whose product is annotated as steroidogenic acute regulatory protein. Lineage: Eukaryota; Metazoa; Chordata; Actinopteri; Beloniformes; Adrianichthyidae. The transcript has 7 exons. Gene Ontology annotation, molecular function: cholesterol transfer activity; cholesterol binding. The coding region runs from base 560 to 1417 and encodes 285 amino acids. Gene Ontology annotation, cellular component: mitochondrion; mitochondrial intermembrane space. The record is from RefSeq and is a predicted model, not a curated record. Gene Ontology annotation, biological process: steroid biosynthetic process; regulation of steroid biosynthetic process; intracellular cholesterol transport.